GCAUCUUGACAGCCAGCAACUUGGGGUCCUCUUCGGGAGUAAACUUAAGGAAAUGGAUGGUUAUCCCGGAGUCGUUGGCAGCGAUUCUACAAAACAUCAAGAAAGACAUUACUACCUGUUAUCUGAACUGCAAACAUUAGUCAAAGAUCUUCCCAGCUCCUUCCAGCAACGCCUGUCCUACAGCACGCUGGGUGACCUGGCUCUGGCACUCAUUGAUGGGACGGUCUACGAGAUUGUGCAAGGGCUGCUGGAUAUUCAGCAUCUGACAGAGAAAAACCUGUACAACCAGAGGCAAAAACUGCACUGUGAACACCAAGGACUCAAACAAGACCUUGUACGAAAACACAAAGAUGCCCUGCAGUCAUGCAAGUCUCACAAUCUUGCGCUUCUCAAAUCUAACCAACAAGCAGAACUAGAGGCUUUGGAAAUCCGUGUGCGAGAGGAACAAAGAAUGAUGGAUAAGAAAAUUGUAGCAGAAAUGGAUCAAAAAGUGAUAGACCAGCAGAACACUCUGGAGAAAGCAGGAGUCCCUGGAUUUUAUAUCACCACUAAUCCUCAGGAGCUGACAAUGCAGAUGAACCUGCUCGAAUUGAUCCUCAAACUUCAACAGAAGGAGUCACAAUCUGGGAUCCUUUGACAAAAGGCUUCACUUUGUCAAAAUAUGGGGGAUUAAUAAUGCAAAGGCCACAGAAUGCUCAUGCUCACAUUUCAAUAAUUGUGACAUUCAGCAUCGUUGAUUAAGGAGUGGCAUUGCUGUCUUUAACAACUUGUGCACCACAGGUUGUUAUAGGGGUAACAUUUACCAGAAAAACCUGUCGGGGAAGGCUAGUUCUCAAGUGUACAAGUAAGAUGUUUCCAGUUCUGGAGGAGAGCCGUAGCAGGUCGUGACACCAUAUAUGACAUCAUAUAUUGUAAAACAAUUAACUGCUGUCACACUUUGUUAAAUUAAGAAGUUAAUGUGUUGCAAAUCCUUUAUAAACACGUUUAAGCAGAGUUGUGAGAGAGCAGACUGCCAGAAAACAAAUAGUAGAUGGUUAAUAUGUCGCUAAGGGAUACAGAGACCGCUGUAACUGGAAUUACUUUCGCGACCCCUCUGCGGUGAGAUAUUCUCUCCAUAAAGGACUCCUGAUGCCUUUGACUGAAAUGUUUUGGGUCUGCUUUGGCCAUGUUAUUGUUUAUUUAUUUGAACAAUAUUGUAAUACAUUUACUCCAUUUUUUUUCUCAUAUUUUUUUCUACUUUUUUGCGUGUAAUAUGUUUUAUCUGUUCAUUUUGUUUAGUUGUGUCAGUACUAGGGCUGCUCAUGAGAUCCUUAGCUAAACCUGUCACAUUUAUGUUGAUAUUUAUUUAAAUGUCAGUGUCAGUUAAUGUUUGCUGUCACACAUAAAUAAACAAAUAAGCAACAAUGAA
This is a messenger RNA of Plectropomus leopardus (leopard coralgrouper), 1408 nucleotides long. It is a transcript of the gene dgcr6, whose product is annotated as DiGeorge syndrome critical region gene 6. NCBI's taxonomy places the organism in Eukaryota, Metazoa, Chordata, Actinopteri, Perciformes, Serranidae. The record is from RefSeq and is a predicted model, not a curated record.